AUGUAUGUUCAUAGAUGUAGGUUCGUUGAAUAUACACCCACGGCAAUCAAUGCUUUGGCUUUUACACCUUUAUCAACCCGGCCUCUUCUCGCGUGCGGUCGAGCCAAUGGUGAAAUUGAAAUAUGGAAUCCUACACAGCGUUGGAAUUUAGAAAAGAUAAUUCCUGGUGCAAAAAACACGUCCAUUGAAGCUUUAACUUGGGUACAUCGGACCAUUUUAAAAGAAUCAGAUAGUUACUCUCAAACCAAAGAAGAACAAGAAUUUUUAAAGGUUUUAUUGAACAAACCUCCUAGGCUAUUUUCUGCAGGUUCAAAUGGGUUAAUCACAGAAUGGGACACAACAUUAUUGAGAACCAAGAAUUCCACCAAUUCGUACGGAGGAGCUGUUUGGUGUAUGUCGACAAAUAAUGCAAAUACAUUACUUGCUGUUGGUUGUGAUGAUGGCGGGUUACGUAUUUUUGAUAUUAAUGAUGAUGGACUAAUUCUAAUUAAAACCCUCAUGAGAAAUGAUGCCAGAGUUAUGGCAUUGGCUUGGGAUAAUGAUGACAAAUUUAUUGUGUCUGGCUCGUCUGAUAGUAAUAUAAUUAAAUGGGACGCUCAUAAUGCGCGAAUAACGCAAAGGAUGACUGUAGAUAUGAAACAUGGAAAGGAUAAUAUAGUUUGGACGAUGAUGAUCCUUAAAAAUGGCACAAUCGUUAGUGGUGAUUCAUUAGGACAUGUUUGUUUUUGGGAUGGUAAUCAUGGCACUAUGCUACAGAAAUUUAAAGCACAUAAUGCAGAUGUGCUAUGUUUGGCGUCGAAUAAAGAAGGCACUAUGGUUUUUUCAUCUGGAGUAGAUCGUAAAUGCAAUUUAUUUCGUAUAGCCGAUUAUUUCACCACACAAUCAUCUAAUGAUGAUUUCAGUGAAAAUAAUUGGGUUUUGGUGGGAUUUCGAAGAACACAUUUGCAUGAUGUGAAGGCAAUGGCUUUAAGGGAUGAUUUAACCGAUAAAUUUUUUGUUUCUGGAGGUGUGGACGCUUCAAUUUUGGUUUCACAUUUUGAUGGCUUUCCCGAAGAUAAACUCCAACGAUUACCUUUUAUUCCUCAAAAACCUUUGAUUAGUAUUUCAAAAUCAAAAAAACUUUUGAUGUAUCGAAGUUAUAAUCAAAUAAAGAUAUGGAGAUUGGGUAACGCCAAAUUGCCGGAUUCUUUGAAAUUUGAACAGAUUCCAAACUUGGAUUUAAUAGAACCGCAACAAGCAAUUUUGGAAAUGACCUUGAAGGGUAAUUAUCAUCUCAUGGCAAGCGCAUUAUCAGAAGAUGGUGAAUGGAUUGCAGUAUCUGAUAUAGAAACAGUAAAAGUGUUCAAAGUCCAAAAUGAUCCCUCAAAUCCUGACAGUAUCUGUGUUAAAAAAGUCAAAUUCCCAAAAAUAUCGGUGAAUGGAAAUUCAGCAGGAGCACAUCACCUCAUAUUCACUUUGGACGGAAAAAAACUUGUGAUAGUUAAUAUUGACUCUUCCAUUAUUAUCGCUGAACUCAACGAUUGUCAGCAUAAAGAAAUUAGAAUACUUCAUCAAUUUUAUGAACAUGCUCAACCACUUGAUGGAAACACAUCGAUUGUCACCUCUAUAGCUGUGAGUGGUGAUAGUCGAUGGCUUGCUGUAGGUGAUCUUUUAAAUAGAAUUAACGUGUAUAAUUUAGAAACUUUUGAGCUUCAUUCAACACUUCCAAAAUUCUCUUCAACUCAUACGGCAUUGGCUUUUUAUCCGUCAAAACCUACUCUUGUGAUUACUUUAUCUUCCAACGAAUUUUUCCUUUAUGAUAUUGAAUCACAAGAACUCGAUGAUUGGUCACUAACGUAUUCCGAAAGUCUACCAAAAACAUUUCUAAAUUUAGAAAAUAGACUUGUUGGCUGUGCGUUUAAUCCUAUAAAUAGUGAUGCGAUUAUACUUUGGGGUGCUAAUUAUCUUUGUCUUAUUGAUUUUGAUAAAUGUCGUAAAGAUAAGGGGCAUCAACCACAUUUGGCUACGUGUACAGGAUGGCGGGAAAACUUAAAAUAUAAAGCAAUUGAACAAGCACCAAAACAGAAUGGUCUAACGAAAAAGAGAAAAAGAGACAAAACCGAAAAAAAUAUAAAAAGGGCCAAAACUGACAAAAAAAUAAUUAAUUUUCAACUUGUCUUUAGAUAUCGCUCAUUAAUGUAUGUUGAUUUUAUUGAACCAAACACUAUGAUAGUUGUAGAGAGGCCAUUUGCCGCUAUUUUGGAGAAUUUGCCACCUUCAUUUUACAAAGCUCAAUAUGGCUCUUGA
Messenger RNA from Dentiscutata erythropus, 2286 nucleotides. Lineage: Eukaryota; Fungi; Glomeromycota; Glomeromycetes; Diversisporales; Gigasporaceae. The record is from the annotation of a GenBank genome assembly.